CCAAAAUGGCGGCGCGGCCGUGGCCGCCUCUGCUGCUGCUGCUGCUGCUGCUGCUGCUGGCGGGGCCGGACCGCGGCCCGGGCGGCUCCUCCGGGGGGUUCCGGGUGGGUUUCGGGCCCGGUCCGGCCGCCGGGUAUUUCCCCGAGGAGCGCUGGAACCCGGAGUCGCCGCUGCAGCCGCCUCGCGUGGCCGUGGCGCUGCUGGCGAGGAACGCGGCCCAUGCGCUGCCGCUGGUGCUGGGUGGGUUGGAGAGGCUGCGGCACCCCAAGGACAGGAUGGCGCUGUGGGUGGCCGUUGACCACAGCGUGGACAACAGCUCAGCCCUGCUGGCCGAGUGGCUGGGCCGGGUGCGGGGUCGCUACCACCGGGUGCUCUGGAGGCACCAGGAGGAGCCCACGUCUUUCCCCGAUGAGGAGGGGCCCAAGCACUGGAGCCCCUCCCGUUACGAGCACGUGAUGAGGCUGCGCCAGGAGGCCCUGGAGGCUGCCCGGGCCAUGUGGGCCGAUUAUCUGCUGUUCCUGGACGCUGACAAUGUCCUGGUGAACCCGGACACGCUGGCCGUGCUGGUGGCCGAGAACAGAACCGUGGUGGCCCCGAUGCUGGACUCGCGCGCGGCCUACUCCAACUUCUGGUGUGGGAUCACCUCGCAGGGCUAUUACCGCCGUACCCCCGCCUAUUUGCCGAUCCGGCGCCGGGAGCGCCGGGGCUGUUUCGCGGUGCCGAUGGUUCACUCCACGUUCCUGCUGGAUCUGCGCCGGGAGCGUUCCCGGGACCUGGCGUUCUACCCGCCCCCACCCGGCUACAGCGGCGCCUUCGACGACAUCAUCGUCUUUGCUGCCGCCUGCCGGCACGCCGGGGUGCAGAUGUUCGUGUCCAACCGGGAGCAGUUCGGGUUCCUGCCGGUGCCGCUGCGCUCCCAGAGCUCCCUGCGGGACGAGGCCGAGAACUUCCUGCACGUCCAGCUGGAGAUCAUGGUGAAGCUCCCUCCUGCUGAGCCCUCUCCCAACGUUUGGGUCCCUCCCAAGGUUCUGGACAAGCUGGGAUUUGAUGAGGUAUUCCUGAUCAACCUGCAGCGCCGCUCCGACCGCCGGGCGCGGAUGCUCCGCACGCUGCAGGAAUUGGGAAUUUCCCCCAAACUGGUGGAGGCCGUGGACGGCCGGGCCCUGAACAGCAGCCAGGUGGAGGAGCUGGGGGUGCGGAUGCUGCCGGGAUAUCGGGAUCCUUUCCACGGGAGACCCCUGACCCGGGGGGAGGUGGGCUGCUUCCUCAGCCACUUCCGGGUGUGGCAGGAGAUCUCGGCGCGGGGCCUGCAGCGCUCGCUGGUGUUCGAGGACGAUCUGCGCUUCGAGGUUUUCUUCCGCAGCCGCCUGACGGAGCUGAUGGAGCAGCUGGAGGAGAAGGGCAUCGACUGGGACCUCAUUUACCUGGGCCGGAAGCGGCUGGAGCCGGAGCGUUCGGAGCGCGCCGUUCCCGGCGUGCGGCAGCUGCUGCGCCCGGGUUACUCCUAUUGGAGCCUGGGCUACGCGCUGUCCCUGCGCGGGGCCCGCAAGCUCCUGCAGGCUCAGCCCUUGGGCAAAAUGAUCCCCGUGGAUGAGUUCCUGCCCCUCAUGUUCGACCGGCACCCCAGCCCCGAAUAUUCCCGGCACUUUUCCCGCCGGGAUCUGGAGGCGUUUUCCGCGGAUCCUCUGCUCCUUUUCCCCACUCACUACACGGGAGACCCCGGCUACGUCAGCGACACCGAGACCCCCCCGGAGCCCCCCGAAACCUGGCACGGACGGGAUUACCCACGGGAACCCCCCACUUCCCAAAAUUCCCGCAAUUCCCAAAAUUCCCGCAAUUCCCGCAAUUCCCAACCCUCCCGCGACGAGCUCUGACCCCCGAUUCUGGCUUUUUUUUUGGUUUUUUUUUUGGGGGGGGGGGUCGGAAUCUUUUUAUUCUCAAAUAAAGUAUUUUUUAUUUUUAUUUUUAUUUUUAAUCGUCUCUGUUGGGUUUUUUUCUUUUUUUUCCUUUUUCUGCCAAAAUCCGAAAUUU
Molecule: messenger RNA, 2031 nt
Organism: Cinclus cinclus
Lineage: Eukaryota; Metazoa; Chordata; Aves; Passeriformes; Cinclidae
Gene: COLGALT1
Product: collagen beta(1-O)galactosyltransferase 1
Exons: 12
Coding region: 6-1874 (622 amino acids)
Molecular function (GO): procollagen galactosyltransferase activity
Source: RefSeq, a predicted model, not a curated record